Helianthus annuus (common sunflower) is the source of this 1196-nucleotide messenger RNA. RefSeq lists its product as uncharacterized. Bases 405 to 1094 code for a protein of 229 amino acids. NCBI's taxonomy places the organism in Eukaryota, Viridiplantae, Streptophyta, Magnoliopsida, Asterales, Asteraceae. The transcript has 4 exons. The record is from RefSeq and is a predicted model, not a curated record.
CCGAAGAGGGUUAGGGGGAAAGCAAAAAACGAGAAACUAAGGCGUCUGGUAAAAGCGGGGGGGCCUGUAUCGCUUACGUUUGACAGGCAGGUGACGUAUACCCCUGUUGGUAAAUCAAGGGAUAUGUUUUCACGGGAGGCCGGCCUGUAUAUGUGGCGGUCCAUCCCCUUCGAUAAAAUUGGAUGGGAUAACGUUGAACAACAUUACAAGGAUGCCCUCAUGAACCACUUACGGGUAAAUAACUUAUAUGCAUAAAAUUUUAUCAAAUAUUUAAGCACAUGCAAAUCUAAUUUAUAUAUGAUAUUUUAACUUUUUUAUUUAAUUUGUAGGAAAAUUUCAAUAUUGAUGAAGUGGAACGUGACUAUGAGGCCAAAAACUUGACGGGUGGCAUUAGGGCUGUGCUUAUGAAGCGGUACUCUGACCGCAAGUACGAGGCUAAAAAAUUAUUUAAGAGCAAGGGAGGUUACAAUGAUCUUGAGAGUGCACGAGCAUUCCAUCCCAAGGAUAUGCCCUAUGAUAACUGGUUGAGAACCAUUGAAGGUUUCCGGGAAGCUAAAUAUAUUAAAAGAAGCGAGGCCAACACACUAGUACGCGAGAAACAACAAUUCCCAUACCGUGGGGGGACAUCUUCGUACGGUAGCACCGCCUAUAAAAAUGAUAUGGAUUGGGUACCUACGUAUGCUAAAACCCACACGGACAAUCAAGGGAAUUGGGUUGAUCCGGUUGCUGAACAAAAUUACCGGAACAUACAACAGGCCACAAGUCAAUGGAGCGGUGAGGGUCCGCCAAUUGCCCCGUAUCAGGAAGCGUUGGGUGAGCGGCGAGGAUGGUACCGCGGGAUGGGGCCUAAACCUUCUUCCAACACGUCCUCGCACUCGUCAUCUAACAUGUCGUCUUCGCAAGCUCGGACGCAAGAACCCUUUUCCGAGGAUUUUGUUAACAGCUUGUUCCAAACCCCGUCAUUUUUGAACCAACUUAACAACUAUCUUGCUUCACAAGGAAAAGGAAAAGGAAAGUCAAAAGGCUACGAUUCUGACAACUUAUUCGAUAAUGAAUCCGACGAUGAACCCAACGAUAACGAUGACGAUGAGUGACUUGUUUUUAAUGUAUGCUUUGGAUUUAAUUAAACGUUGUAGGAUAUAAUGUACGACUUAAACGUAGUUUUUAAUUAUAUUACCUUUAGUAUAUGUUGAUUA